This is a messenger RNA of Planococcus citri (citrus mealybug), 1339 nucleotides long. It is a transcript of the gene Rtc1, whose product is annotated as RNA terminal phosphate cyclase 1. The record is from RefSeq and is a predicted model, not a curated record. Gene Ontology annotation, cellular component: nucleolus. The transcript has 6 exons. Gene Ontology annotation, biological process: endonucleolytic cleavage of tricistronic rRNA transcript (SSU-rRNA, 5.8S rRNA, LSU-rRNA); ribosome biogenesis. Lineage: Eukaryota; Metazoa; Arthropoda; Insecta; Hemiptera; Pseudococcidae. The coding region runs from base 177 to 1295 and encodes 372 amino acids. Gene Ontology annotation, molecular function: RNA endonuclease activity.
CUCCUUAUCACUAUCACCUCACGUGCUCGCUUUUUAAAAAUUUUUCCUGAUCCUAAUUUUCAUUUUUACAUUAAAAUAAAAAUUACAGUAAAGUUUAGUUACAAAUUUCUUUAUCGAAAUGUGUUCACUGUUCAAUUAGCUCUAAAGAAAUACUCGAUCAGCUCGAAAUUGCGAACAUGGUUCAAGAAAAAGGCAGUCGUUUAGUCUUCAAAGGAAGCAAUUAUUUUCGUCAACGUAUAGCUUUAUCUAUUCUAAGCGGUAGACCAAUUGAAAUUACCGAUAUUAGAGCUCAAUCCGAAGAACCCGGUUUAAAAGAACAUGAAGUCAAUCUGCUUCGUUUAGUUGAUAAAAUGACCAACGGAAUGGUCAUAGAUAUCAACGAAAUCGGUACCAAGUUAUUUUUUCAGCCAGGAUUGCUCACAGGAGGUAUCGUCGAUCACGAAUGCUGUAAAGAAAGAGGAAUUGGAUACUAUUUAGAAGUUAUAUUUAUACUGGCUCCAUUUUUUAAAAAGGGAUUACAAAUUACACUGAGAGGUGUAACUAAUCACGAGAAAGAUCCUCCAGUCGAUGCAUUUAAACACGCAGCUAUCCCAAUUCUCAAACAAUUUAUGUAUAUACCGGAUGAGAUCGAAUUCAACAUCAAGAAGAGAGGUGUUCAGCCCAAUGGUGGAGGUGAAAUAUACUUCAACUGUCCUAAUAUCAAGAAAUUAAAAGCCGUUCAAGUAAUGGAUUAUGGAAAAAUCAGACGAAUACGUGGUACAGUGUUUUCGUUACGUGUUUCACCUUCCAUUUCUAAUCGUAUGGUGGAAAAAGCUAAAGGAGCUUUUUUAAAAUUUAUUCCCGAUGUUUACCUUAGUGUGGAUCACAUGACUGGUCAAAGAGCUGGUAAAAGUCCAGGAUUCGGAGCAUGUUUAUAUUCGGAAACUACCAGCGGUGUUUUUAUGACAUCUGAUGUUGUAUCAACUCCGGGCCAAGGUGUGAAAACCGUCCCCGAAGAGUUGGCUGAAAAAGGCGCGUUUCUUUUACUGGAGGAAAUAUGUCGAGGAGGAUGUAUCGAUUCGUCGUUUCAAAGUUUAGCUUGUACUUAUAUGGCUCUUCAGGCUAAAGAUUUAUCUCAGUAUUUAUUCGGACCUCUAUCUCCGUAUACAGUGCAGUUUUUACGACACUUGAAGGACUUUUUCGGAGUUGUAUUUAAACUUGAACCGUAUUCGAAUCCUGACGAAGAUGUUGUCAAACAUGCGGUGACUAAAGUGAAGGUUACUUGUAUGGGAAUAGGUUAUAGUAAAUUGAUUUAAUUUAUUGAUGUGCGAAUGUUUUUAUUAAAUGUUAUUUUUUGAUA